UUGUCGACGAAACGUCGCGUCAGUAUGUUGUGCGCUUUCUAAAAUAUCAUAGUGAAUUUAUAUUUUAGCCAUGUUUUUAGUAUUUAUAUUAGCAAUUGUAGGCGCUGUGGCCGUCGCAUUCAUUUUAAUAGAUUCGCUGAAAAGUGUAGUAGAAUUAUUAAUAUCAUAUUUAACACCGUAUUUUAUUCCUGCUGAAGACUUUCCUUUAUGGAAGAAAUAUGGACAUUGGGCUGUGAUAACUGGCAGUACGGAUGGCAUCGGCAAGCACUAUGCGCUGGAGUUGGCGCAGAGGGGAGUAAACAUCGUCCUCAUCAGUAGAAACCCGGAUAAAUUGAGGAGCGUCGCUGGGGAGAUCGAGAAACAUGGAGUAAAGACGAAAAUAAUCGUCGCAGACUUCAGCAAGGGUGAGGAAGUAUACCAGCAUAUUGAAGAAGAACUGAAAGACAUACCAGUCGGUAUAUUAGUGAACAAUGUAGGCCUUCAAUACGACUACCCCAUGCCGUUAUGCGAGCUGCCCCCCGCGAAGGCCUGCGAAAUCAUAAACGUGAACGUGCUAGCUGUGACCGCGAUGACUCGGCUGGUGCUGCCCGGCAUGGUGGCGCGGGGGCGCGGCGCGCUGGUCAACAUCUCCUCGGGCUCGGAGCUGCAGCCGCUUCCGCUGAUGGCGGUGUAUGCGGCCAGCAAGGUAUACGUCCGCAACUUCACGCUCGCGGUCCGCAAGGAGUACGCCCCGCUGGGUAUAUACGUGCAGCACGUGUCCCCACUCUUCGUUGCCACCAAGAUGAACGUCUUCUCGCAGCGAUUGCUCGACGGCAACAGUUUCGUGCCGGACGCUCGCACGUUCGCACGCAGCGCUGUGAACCUGCUCGGCAGAGUUAGCAACACUACAGGGUAUUGGACGCAUGGGAUACAGUACUUUUUCAUCAAAUGCGCGCCAGAAUGGUUCAGAAUUUACGUUGGAGAGCGAAUAAAUAAAGACUUCCGCCAGGAGUAUUUGGAAAAUACAAAGAUAAAGGCUCAAUAAGGAAGACUCUAGUGAAUAUAGUAAUUUCUAAGUCAUAGUCAAAUGGGUUUAGGUAUCUCAGUUGUUAGAUUUAGGUAUUAAGCUGUUUGGAUUGUUAAAAAACGCGUAAACUCUUUCUGGGUGAACCGAUUUUUAUGAUUAUUAAGCUGAUGCCUAUUAGUGGUCAAUAAAAGACAAUUACGACAUUGGGGCCUUCAAGAAAAGUCUUAGUAUAUGGCACUAAAAGGCUGGCCAAGCACCUGUAACACCUCUAGUGUAACAAGUGUUUAUGGGCGGUGGUGACCACUUAAAUCAGGUGGUCCAUCUGCUCCUUUGCUUGCUCUGGCAUAAAAAAGUGGUCUCAUUCAAAUUUAGUCUCGUUCAGUUAGAGAUGGUUCUGUUAUUUGUUUAUUUUAUUCUAUAAAUUAUGUGUUAUUCAUUUGUAAGGCUUCUUUUUUAAUCACCGGGCAACGACAUAGGUAAAAAUUAAUUUAUGUAAUUCAAAUAUUUUUCUUUAAUUCAAAAAGAAAUUAGAUUUUGCUGUAUUCAAAUGAAAAAAUAUAAUUGUUAAGCGAUUGAAAAUAAACGAUCAUAGUUUAUAAUGAAGCUUAAAAUCAAUACACUUUCAUAGACAAAAAUAUCAAUGUAAGUUUUGUUAUAUAAUUGCAUUUAAGUAUUAUAAAAGUUAUGUUGUUAACGUAAUUGAGGGGCUUAUAAUCUUCUAGAAACUUAUAGUGGGAUUUUAACUAUUUUGUUUGUAAAAUACAUAUCAAAUUUAUUGUUAAGGAUAGUUUUUUAGAGUUGAUUCUUGGUGCGCUGAGAAUUCAAUGAUAUUAAAGAUUAUUUUUAAAA
Molecule: messenger RNA, 1855 nt
Organism: Zerene cesonia (dogface butterfly)
Lineage: Eukaryota; Metazoa; Arthropoda; Insecta; Lepidoptera; Pieridae
Product: inactive hydroxysteroid dehydrogenase-like protein 1
Exons: 6
Coding region: 71-1024 (317 amino acids)
Cellular component (GO): endoplasmic reticulum
Molecular function (GO): oxidoreductase activity
Source: RefSeq, a predicted model, not a curated record